GUUGCUGCAUCAUUCAACAUGUCCUUCAGCAUCAAUGAAACCUUUAAUGACAAUCUGUCCAAUAGCAGCUCUGAUCAGUUUAAAGCACAAGCCGACAAAAUCACAGUGCAGCUUGAACGACUUUACAAGAGACUUUUCAGAAACUUCCUCCGCAUGAUCAUUCGGGCAUUCCGGAAAGGCUCCAUUGUGGCUGAUAUCACACUUGAGUUUAGUUCGAGUAACAGUAGCACUAACGCAACCCAACUGAGUAACACCCUUGCUCAAGCAGUUAGAGAUGGAAAUGUGACCCUUGCUAUUGAUACAAACUCCAUCAAUGUCACCCAGAAUCCAGUCUCAACCUCAUCAGAUACAACUACACCUGCAGUCAGUGCCGCUACAACUCAGGCUUCAACUGUUGCAACUUCAGCCUCAACUCAAAAUGCAUCUUCAGCCUCGACUCAGAAUGCAACUUCAGCCUCAACUCAAAAUGCAACUUCAGCCUCAACUCAAAAUGCAACUGCAAGUGCAUCAACCACCGCAACUGUAGUUGCUGCAACAUUCAACGUGUCCUUCAGAAUCAAUGAAAACUUUGAUACAAAUCUGUCCAAUAGCAGCUCUGAUCAGUUUAAAGCAAAAGCUAGCAACAUCACCUCUCAGUUUGGAGUAGUUUUCAAGAGAAUCUUCAAAAGCUUCAUCCGCAUGUUCAUUCGGAGUUUCAGGAGUGGCUCCAUUGUGGCUGAUUCCGCAGUUGAGUUUAGUACUAAUGAAACUACUGCAGAACAACUGAAAAACACCAUCAUUGCGGCCAUAAGAAACGGAAGUUUUACCUUUGCUAUUGAUGAGACCUCUGUUGCCGUGAGUUCAGGUAUUUCCGUGGCACCCGGAAUGAUCUGCUUGCUUCCUGUGCUACUGAUGUCCCUUCUAUCGCGUUUGCUUUAGGUUGCACUGCACUUCUAAACACAAUUCAGUGUUGUGUCAGAAUAAAUACACAUUAUCUAUGUUUUUCUAGCUCAUAAUAAAUAAACAAGAUGUUUUAUUUGAAGCUGGGAAUUAUCAAAUGAGUGAUAACAAAAUUACAUUAUAAAAGGGAAUCCAUUCUUUGUUAUAAAUACAGGGUGUCCGUUUAUGUUUGAAGUAUAUUCUACUCUUCUUUUGUUCUAAUGUAAUUGGAAAUUUAAUG
Messenger RNA from Colossoma macropomum (tambaqui), 1159 nucleotides. RefSeq lists its product as uncharacterized. The record is from RefSeq and is a predicted model, not a curated record. The coding region runs from base 19 to 918 and encodes 299 amino acids. The transcript has 7 exons. NCBI's taxonomy places the organism in Eukaryota, Metazoa, Chordata, Actinopteri, Characiformes, Serrasalmidae.